Parastagonospora nodorum SN15 is the source of this 216-nucleotide messenger RNA. RefSeq lists its product as hypothetical. Bases 1 to 216 code for a protein of 71 amino acids. The transcript has 2 exons. The record is from RefSeq and is a predicted model, not a curated record. NCBI's taxonomy places the organism in Eukaryota, Fungi, Ascomycota, Dothideomycetes, Pleosporales, Phaeosphaeriaceae.
AUGGAAAGUUCCAUAAACAAGCGCAAUGAUUUUUCGACCUCCAUGUGCACAUGUCCUGAUCAGGCGCGUCUGGGUCAGAUGCAGCUGCAUACAGCAAGGUUCUUGUGGGCUUUGCCGGCCAUUGACCCUCAACGAACGAGUGGUCCUUGUGCUCCUCAGACUCGGGCACUUGAACUCAUCGUUGGUGCGAACCGGGGACUUGGUCUAGAGGGCUAG